Messenger RNA from Meloidogyne enterolobii, 890 nucleotides. Lineage: Eukaryota; Metazoa; Nematoda; Chromadorea; Rhabditida; Meloidogynidae. The record is from the annotation of a GenBank genome assembly.
AUGAAAAUUGUUCGUUAUGUAUUCCAACUACUUUUUAACUGUACUUUCAAAUUUUUUAAAAUCCAUCUGCUUCUAAUUAAUCCACAAAUGAUUCAAUUAUUGUUUGAUGAAAAUGAAACUAAUAUGCCUUUACAAAUACAUUCUCAAAAAACAGAAAAAAUAUCACUUUGGUACGAGAUUGAUUGUUUAAAUUUUAUUUGGAAUCAUCUGAUUUCUAAUCAAAUUAUUAUUUAUGUUUCUUUUACCCACGAAGAAGAUAUUAUGGACGUUUAUUCUAAAAUUUUGGCAAAUGGAGGAAAUAAAUUUUUGAAUGUUACUUAUGAAUGUCUGAACUCUUUAUUUUACUUUUAUAUAAUAAAGCAUAUCGAAACAUCAGAAGACAUUUCAAAAAUGGUGAAAAGAAUUAAAUUUGUGGAUAUGUAUGGACCUCUAAUUAGAGAAAAUAAUAUUAAAAUCAAAUUUGAAGAAUAUGCUAAACCUAUAAAAUUUCAACUUUCCAAUAAAUACAAUCCAAAAAUUAAAUUUUCUGUAACUAUUAAAAAAAGUGAAGAACAAGACGAAUCUUAUUAUGAAUAUCCUAACGGUGAUGUUGACGGGCCAAUUGUUGACGCUGUAAUUAAGAGAAUUAAUUGAUAAAUUUAUUUAUAGACUUAUUGUUAGGUUGUAGUUUAAUUUAUUUUUUUCGUUUAUUUUUUAGAGUUGGGCCCCGAACGCUCAGGGGCGGUUGUGUCGGGGUGCGGGGUUUUUGAAUUAUUUUGGUGCGGGGAACGGGGUCGGGGCGCAACUCUAAUUUUUUAAAGAUUUCAUUUAAUUUGACUUUUUUGAUAAACAUUUGUGAAGCUUUUUUUGCUUCUUUAAAAGCUAUAUUUCUGUAUGCAUAUUUAAAUUUU